Messenger RNA from Castor canadensis (American beaver), 2172 nucleotides. The record is from RefSeq and is a predicted model, not a curated record. Lineage: Eukaryota; Metazoa; Chordata; Mammalia; Rodentia; Castoridae.
AUGGCUCUGGGUCAGGCCCUGGUGCACCUGAGGAUCACUCUCCUGCAUCUCUGGCUGGGUGUAUUACUACUUCUUUCUGGAUGGUCCCAAUCUGCACAUAUUCAACACCAUAGUCCCCCAGAAGUAGUGAUACCCUUGAGGGUAACUGGCACAAGUAAAGACAGGACUCAAAACUGGCUCUCCUACAGCCUCCACUUUGGGGGACAGAGAUAUUUUGUCCACAUGAAGGCCAAGAAGCUUUUGGUAUCCAAACACCUCUCUGUGUUCACCUACACAGAUCAGGGCGCUCUUCUCGAGGACCAGCCUUAUGUGCAAAAUGACUGCUACUAUCAUGGUUAUGUGGAAGGGAACCCAGAAUCCCUGGUUGCUCUUAGCACCUGUUUUGGGGGCUUUCAAGGAACACUACAGAUAAAUGAUAUGCUCUAUGAAAUCAAGCCCAAGAGCCUUUCUGACACAUUUGAACAUCUAGUUUAUAAGAUGGAUACUGAUGAGACAGAAAUCCACCCCAGAAGAUGUGCAUUAACGGAAGAAGAAAUAGCACGACAACUGAAGCUUCAAGGACGUGAUAAAUCCAUUUUGAUGCAAAGUGGCUAUGAGGGCUGGUGGACCCACACACGGUUUAUUGAACUGGCAUUGGUUGUAGACUAUGAACGUUUCCUUCAUCGGCAAAGUAAUACAUCAAAAGUGCUACAGGAAUUAUUCAUCAUUCUCAAUGAAGCAAAUUUAGUUUUAGCCUCACUGGAUGUUGAUAUUGCUUUACUUGGACUUGAGAUCUGGAAUAAAGGAAACCCCAUGCUACUGGAAGAAAUAUUUCCUGUCCUGCGAGAAUUUUGCAAGUGGAAGAGAGCAAACCUUAAUAAUCGCAUACCACAUGAUGUAGCACAUCUUUUCGCAAAGCAUAAUUUUGGUAUAUAUCUUGGUGUAGCUUAUAAGAGCACUGUGUGUAAUCCCACUUUUAGUUGUGGAGUUGAUAGUCUUUUGGGAGAUGAUUUCCAUAGCAUUGGCCACAUUGUAGCACAUGAGCUCGGUCAUAAUCUGGGAAUGGAUCAUGAUGACCAUGCUCCAUGUACCUGUGGGCAGGAAGAGUGUGUAAUGACUCCCAUAGAAAAUCUGUCUACAAAAUUCAGCAACUGCAGUUAUUCUGUAUUGGUGAAAAUUGAUGCAACAAAAAGCUGUAUACUCAGUGCACCCAAUGUUGCGGACAUCUUGCCAUUGAAGCACUGUGGGAAUGGCAUGGUUGAAGAUGGGGAGGAGUGUGACUGUGGAUCCUUAAAAAUGUGUAAAAACGAUCCAUGUUGUCAGCUAGGCUGCACUCUAAAAUCUGGUGCCCGCUGUGCUUCUGGGCUUUGUUGCAAAAAUUGCCAAUUCAUGCCAUCAGGCACAGUGUGUAGAGAACAGGGCAAUGUAUGUGAUCUUCCAGAAUGGUGUAAUGGAACUUCACAGGACUGUCCAGAAGAUGUUUAUCUGCAGGAUGGCAGUCCUUGCCUAGGCAUGGGCUUCUGCUAUGAAAAGAGAUGUAAUAUCCAUGAUGAGCAGUGUAGGCAGAUUUUUGGCAUUAAUGCCAGGAGUGCAUCUCGGAGUUGCUAUAGGGAAAUGAACACCAGAGGUGACCGUUUUGGUAACUGCGGAAUAAGUCGCGAUACAUACAUAAAGUGUAAUAGCUCAGAUAUCCUCUGUGGGAGAAUUCAGUGUGAUAACGUGGCAGAAAUUCCCUUUUUAAGAGAACACUCUACUGUGCAUCGGACUCAAUUCAAUGAGUUCACAUGCUGGGGUAUUGACUACCAUUCAGGAAUGAGCAUACCUGAUAUUGGUGAUGUGAAAGAUGGCACAGAGUGUAGUCCACUACAUGUGUGCAUGAACAGGAAGUGUGUUCACAAGUCAGUUUGGACAAGUGAUUGUUCACCAAAUACUUGCAAUAUGAAAGGGGUCUGCAACAAUAAACAUCACUGCCAUUGCAACUUUGGAUCUGGUCCCCCCAACUGCCUGAUAAAUGGCUCUGGAGGUAGUGUUGACAGUGGCCCUCCUCCUGAGACAAAUGAAGGAUUGGCCAGAAGUUACUUUAAUCUACUUUUUUGGAUUCCUUUUUGGGUUUUAUUUUUGUGUUUGUUAGUUUUGCUGUGGAAGAGGCAUACAGCAUCUAAGAAAGAAGGGGAAGCUCCAACUUCUGUCUAA